AUGUCUAUACUUGUCUCGGAAUACCUCAAAUGUAUUGCACUUUACUUCAAGAGUAAGGAUGCUAUGGUCUUUAAUGGUCUCAUAGGUUUAGGAACAGUGGCCAGUCAGACAGCAUACAACAUCUUAGCUUUUGACUGUCCAUGUUUACCAAAAAAAAAUUACCUGUACGGCCUGGCUGCCAUUGGUGUACCCGCCUUGGUUUUCUUUGUCAUUGGGAUCAUGCUGAAUCAAAAUACCUGGGACGUUGUGUCAGAGUGUCGCACCAGAAAAUGCCGGAAAUUAUCACUGACUGCCGCUUUUGCUCUUUUGGGCUCCAUUGUGGGCAGAGCAGUUGUUGCCCCCAUCACUUGGACUGUAAUUUCCCUUCUGCGAGGGGAGGCGUAUGUCUGUGCUUUCAGUGAGUUCAUGAAGUUCUCGUCUUUGGACAUUUUCUCUUCAACUACACCUGGUCCAGAAAUCAUGGCCCGGUUUCCAUGUAAGGAUGUACCAGCUCCAUUUAUGAACUGCUCAGGAGAAGUUGUACGCCAGUUAAAGUAUGAAUCCCAGCUGUUGGGCUGGUUGCUAGUGGGAAUCAUCUCACUUUCCAUCUUUCUCCUUCUCUGUCUGAAAAAUUGCUUCUCUCCUCUUGGCUAUCAUCAGGAGGCGUACUGGUCCCAGUACUGUUCCAGCGAACAAGCUCUUUUCCAGCGUACAGCUGAAGUACACGCUAAAUACUGUGCUGCUGAAAAUGUCAAGAGCUUUUUUGGCUUUGUGGCCUUGGAAAAUCAGGAGAAGAAGCUUCUAGCAGGCUGCAAGGGAAUCAAGAAUGUCAUUCCCAGACUGGAGUGGAACCGCGUCACUGGAGUUUACAUGUACAGAGAGAUCAAUGACACACCCCUGUACAGUCGCUUGAACAAAUGGGCCACGUACACAAAUGAGUAUGACUGUUAAAUACUUGACUAUUUUAUUUUUUGACAAAUUUGUGUCUAAUGAAUGAAUAAUACUAUACACCUAAAAAGUAAUAUCUUUGGUAUUAAGAAACACCCAAGAAAUAUGUGUGCCA
Megalobrama amblycephala (Wuchang bream) is the source of this 1042-nucleotide messenger RNA. RefSeq names its product calcium homeostasis modulator protein 2-like. The coding region runs from base 1 to 930 and encodes 309 amino acids. Gene Ontology annotation, molecular function: monoatomic cation channel activity. The record is from RefSeq and is a predicted model, not a curated record. NCBI's taxonomy places the organism in Eukaryota, Metazoa, Chordata, Actinopteri, Cypriniformes, Xenocyprididae. The transcript has 2 exons.